GUGAGAAGCAUCUCAUUUUUUAUUUAUUUUUCAAUCAACACAAAAAGCUACGUCUCUCUCUCUCUCUCUCUCUCUCCGCGCCUCCGCCAUGAAAAGGAAAGACUGAAACUCAGAGAGGCUUUUCUGUUUUAUUAAUUUAAGAAGAAAAGAGAUGUCUUUUCUUCUUCCAAACCUCUCUCCAUCUCUUAUCCUUCGGACCAAAUCAAAGGAGCAGCUCAUACACCAGAUUUCCAUUCCAAAGUCCAGUUCCUCUCCCCUGUUCAUCUCUGCUUCUCCUCUUACCAAACUCGAGGCCCCGCCUGUUCAGAGUCAUCAGGAUAACGACACCUCAAGUGCCCAUGAUAAGCAGAAGAACGACUUCUACGUCAACCUCGGCCUAGCUGUACGCACCCUCAGAGAAGACUUGCCCUCGUUGUUCUCCAAAGACCUCAAUUACGAUAUCUACAGAGAUGAUAUAACAUUUGUAGACCCGUUGAACACGUUCACCGGAAUCGAGAACUACAAAUUGAUCUUCUGGGCUUUGCGUUUCCACAGUAAAAUCCUGUUCCGGGAGAUUUCGCUUGACAUUUUCAGGGUCUGGCAGCCUUCCGAGAAUGUUAUCCUGAUCAGAUGGAACUUAAGAGGAGUUCCCAGGGUCCCAUGGGAGGCAAAAGGUGAGUUUCAGGGGACUUCCAGGUAUAAAUUGGAUCGAAAUGGGAAAAUUUAUGAGCACAAGGUCGAUAAUUUGGCGUUUAAUUUUCCUCAGCCACUGAAACCAGCAGCUUCGGUGUUGGAUUUGGUUACUGCCUGCCCGGCAAGUCCGAACCCAACGUUUUUGUGGGGACCGACAGAUGCAUACUCCUCAUCUUGGUUGGAAUUUUAUCGGGCUGUGAGGGAGACGUUGGAUAAUGAAGGGUUUUUGCUUGGGCAAGAUGGAUUGCUUACUUGUUCGCAAUUAGUAUGACCUCGAGUAAAUGGGGAUGGAUGGAGCUUUAUGUAUGUCAUGCUCUUCGGUUAUACGUAUUUGUCUACUAUACCAUGUAUCAUAUACAUCUCAUUAUUUGUUAAAGUACAGGUAUAAUGUACAUAGGCAAGGAUGUUGGAGCAUUCAUGUACUUGUAUUGGUAAUUGGUAGGGGAGUUCUGAGGAAGUUGAGGUAUAAUUGGUGAAUUAUGUCUUUAGAGCUCAAAUGUGUAUCAUUAGGCACUCUGUCAUUAUUGCAUAUAAUAAAGCUUUUUUCUAUACCCACUUCAGUUUAGUCAUGGCCUAUCUGAAUUCAUGUGCAAUUUAAUACCUAGAUAUAGGCGUUUCAUGGGGUUAACUUGUAUCACUACUUCUAUGGGACAGAUUAAAUGGAUGCUACCACUUAUGAUUGCAGAUAGAAGAUAAUUAAAUAUGCAUGGUUUAUGGUGUUCAA
Molecule: messenger RNA, 1396 nt
Organism: Nelumbo nucifera (sacred lotus)
Lineage: Eukaryota; Viridiplantae; Streptophyta; Magnoliopsida; Proteales; Nelumbonaceae
Source: RefSeq, a predicted model, not a curated record